Molecule: messenger RNA, 408 nt
Organism: Gryllus bimaculatus (two-spotted cricket)
Lineage: Eukaryota; Metazoa; Arthropoda; Insecta; Orthoptera; Gryllidae
Source: the annotation of a GenBank genome assembly
UGUAAAGUCCAUAAUGUAUUUUUGACUACGAAAAGCAUUCUAUUAAGUAGAUAAAUGGAUGCAAUAGUAACUACAUUGAUUGUAUUAAGAACUGCAAGAACAAGAACAGCAAAAACCUGGUCGUUUCCUGGACAACCGCCCGCAGAGAGCAAGAUGGCGGCGUCCGGUCGUGACCACGAGGUAGAGGCGGCGACGACAUCGCGGGAGCGGCCGAGUCAGCGAACUUCCACCGCCAUCCCUCCCCGCCGCUCCUUCGACCCACUCGAGCGGGCACGGACGGCGCGAGGCGAAAAGACGAGAGGCCUCACCACCCCGCCGCCAUGCCGCCGCGCCGCGCCGUCCGCAAACAGCCGCCUGUUUGCACAACGGCCCUUUGAGGGCUCUUCCGGAGACCCUUACAGAGCCCUC